CGCACUGCCUUACAGCUGGUACGUAUUUGAGUGGCAACACUUUAGUGACCCGAUCUGGCAGCCCCGAUGAGCAGCACAUUUUAAGGUUUACGCAAUUUUUUCCAAUUCUUCCCAGUUAUUAAAAUUGAAAAAGCUAGCAUAGCCGUUCAUAUUCGUUGCAAUCCCAAAGUAUAACGAAAAUAAUGUCGCAAGCAUUCGCGUCUGCCGUUUGCCGGACCGGAGCUACAUUACGCUGCAGCCGGCGUGCCUUGUCCACGGCGAGAUUGCUACGCAGUGUGACACGCCCACGUCUAGCCACCAGUACAGCAUUUACCAAGAGUUUCCAGGCUGGCAAUUGUCCCCCUACUUCUAAGGGCAAUCUGCAGCAAUAUGUGCGCGAGUAUGCAAAUGAAAAAAAAGUGUUUGAGCGCACCAAGCCUCAUUGUAAUGUAGGCACCAUCGGCCAUGUGGAUCAUGGCAAGACUACACUGACGGCGGCUAUAACGAAAGUACUAGCUGAUAAAAAACUGGCGGAGAGCAAGAAAUAUAAUGAGAUUGACAAUGCACCAGAAGAGAAAGCUCGUGGAAUUACCAUCAAUGUGGCGCACGUUGAGUACCAGACGGAGACCCGUCACUACGGUCACACAGAUUGUCCCGGUCAUGCUGAUUAUAUUAAGAACAUGAUAACUGGCACCGCACAAAUGGAUGGCGCUAUUUUAGUAGUGGCAGCCACAGAUGGUGCUAUGCCUCAGACACGGGAGCAUAUGUUGCUUGCCAAACAAAUUGGCAUUGAUCAUAUUGUGGUGUUUAUCAACAAAGUCGAUGCAGCAGACCAGGAAAUGGUAGAUCUUGUCGAAAUGGAAAUACGUGAACUGCUGACUGAAAUGGGCUACGAUGGCGAUAAAAUUCCUGUAGUAAAGGGUUCAGCAUUGUGCGCUCUGGAGGACAAGAAUCCCGAAAUUGGUUCCGAGGCUAUACUUAAAUUGCUUAAAGAAGUUGAUAGUUUUAUCCCGACACCAGUGCGCGAGUUGGACAAACCAUUCCUGUUGCCUGUGGAAAACGUGUAUUCGAUUCCUGGGCGUGGUACUGUCGUUACGGGUCGUCUAGAGCGCGGUGUGGUCAAGAAGGGAAUGGAAUGCGAAUUUGUGGGCUACAACAAGGUACUAAAGUCCACGGUCACUGGCGUAGAGAUGUUUCAUCAGAUUCUUGAGGAGGCGCAAGCUGGCGAUCAGCUGGGUGCUUUAGUGCGUGGCGUAAAGCGUGAUGAUAUUAAGCGUGGAAUGGUCAUGUGCAAACCCGGUAGCGUCAAAGCACUAGAUCAGUUGGAGGCACAAGUUUACAUACUGUCCAAGGAGGAGGGUGGUCGAACCAAGCCCUUUAUGUCGUUCAUUCAGCUACAGAUGUUUUCUCGCACUUGGGAUUGUGCUGUUCAGGUGCAAAUACCGGACAAGGAGAUGGUUAUGCCUGGCGAGGAUACUAAACUAAUAUUGCGUCUGAUACGUCCCAUGGUUUUGGAACAAGGUCAGCGUUUUACGCUUCGUGAUGGCAACCUAACCUUAGGCACAGGCGUUGUAACAAAUGUAAUGCCUGCACUGACAGAAACUCAGCGUUCUGAGCUAACGGAGGGUAAAAAGGCGCGUGAGAAAAAAGUCGCUGCCAAAAAGUAAUAGCCUUGUAUUCGUCAGAAGCUUAUUCUAAAAGUCGGUCGUAAAUAAAUAAAUAUAUUUCUAAUUUAA
Messenger RNA from Drosophila montana, 1715 nucleotides. RefSeq names its product mitochondrial translation elongation factor Tu 1 (gene mEFTu1). Gene Ontology annotation, cellular component: mitochondrion. Gene Ontology annotation, molecular function: GTPase activity; GTP binding; translation elongation factor activity. Gene Ontology annotation, biological process: mitochondrial translational elongation. Bases 183 to 1646 code for a protein of 487 amino acids. Lineage: Eukaryota; Metazoa; Arthropoda; Insecta; Diptera; Drosophilidae. The transcript is spliced from 2 exons. The record is from RefSeq and is a predicted model, not a curated record.